UGAAAAAUACAGAACAUUUUAAAUAUGUAAUAGGAACAAUAGAGAUUUCUAUUUAAUAACUGUGGAAAGAUUCGAAGUAAUUUUGCGUGUAUAAUAAUCAAUGUUGGUCUCAUUUAACAAUCGACUUUUUAUAUGAGAUGCCGCAACAAAAGCAAUCGGAAGGAUAAACGUCAGCAAGUUAAUUAGCAAACUGAUAUCACGUAGACGUCAGCAAAUUAAUUAACAAACUAAUAUCAAACAGAAAAAGAAAAUUAAUAAUUCGUAAGUCCUAAUCAUCUUAUUGUAACUAUAUUUAUCGGGCAAGUACGAGCUGUCGGUAAUACGCUACUGAAGAAAACAAUAGCCGAUCGGCUGCACGGCAGUGCCAUAUUGCUCAGCUAGAAGCUAAGGAAGUUCCUCGCGCUCCUUGGGAACUGUAGCAUAGUACAGAGAAAGUUACUUAUAAUUUAGAAGUAUGCCGCGUUGCUUGAUAAAGUCGAUGGCACGAUAUCACAGGACGGACAAGUCGAGCGAAGAGUCCGAAUUCCCGUGGCUGCCACCGUCCACGGAUCUCAAGCGGAAGAGCCAUGCGAAGGACGCGACGUCCAAAAUGAGCAACAUCUGGACCUGCUCCGGGCUGCCUAUCGUGACCCGUUACAGCUUCCACAAGACCAACGGUUUCGACGUGGGAUUAAAUUCAGCCGAGCGUUUCGGAAAUAACAACGAUCACGCCGCUUCGAUCGACGGCCGCGUGGCCGACAAUACGAGGAAGGUGUCGGCGAUAUUUCUUGACGACGUGUCGGGAUUCUCCGCCAAAGCGGAGGGUUUGGCUGGACCGGCGGUGACGACGAUAGACCCGGAAAAAAUCGCCAGUGCGAUCAAGCCGAAGGUCGUGGCCGACGGCUGCGAGACGCAGACGUUUUCGCAGGCCCUGUACUUGCUGCCAAAGCAAAAGCAGCACGAGCAGACUACCGUCGCCGUAGGUAAGACGACGUCUGCCCGGGAGGGUGGUCAGCAUUGGAAGAGAAACAAAACUAUGCACUACUGCCCAUACUGUCGCAAGAGCUUUGAUCGGCCGUGGGUGCUGAAGGGCCACCUGCGCCUGCACACCGGAGAGCGGCCCUUUGAGUGUCCGGUCUGCCAUAAAUCCUUCGCUGAUCGCUCGAAUCUUCGCGCGCAUCAAAGGACACGCAAUCAUCAUCAGUGGCAGUGGCGCUGCGGCGUGUGCUUUAAGGCUUUCUCGCAAAGGCGCUACCUAGAGCGCCAUUGUCCGGAAGCCUGCCGCAAGUACCGUAUAUCCCAGAAGAAGGAGCUCGCUUGUCCGUGAAAAGAAUACUGGCAAGGAGUACCGACGGCUGUUAAAAUCGCUCUCGACGCAUAUUGCGCUAUGUAAAACUGAUAUAUUAAUUUUAUGUUCUAACGUUUGAGCAGUAUACGUUACACGAUAUGCCGUUCUUCGCCUUUCUCAAUAAAAUUAUAAUUUUAUAUAUCUUCAGAUGUGCAACUUCAUUAAUAGGUUUAAUUAAACUUAAAGCCGAGCAUCUCGUUGCCAGUUGCGAAGCGAUUGCAACACCCGAUCAGAAGCGUCAAUGACACUAUCCGAAUGUAAUGAUUACGUUGCAUUAUUAGACCGCGGUCUUAAAAUUUAAUCCAUGAAAUAAGCUAUAUAAACGAUGCAAACCGCAGCCAAUCUUCUAAUACAUUUUAUUUUUUAAAUCUUAAUUUAAAAUUGUCUGAUAUGUACAAUCUCGAAAUUUAUAUUUUAUCAGACGAUUGAAUCUCAAUUAAGAUUAUAAUCCCAUGCAGCACAUAUCUUUCAAAAAGUUUUCUGAAAGAUGUGUGCUGUGUGGGAUAAGAGAUAAUUUUUUGAUAUUUAAAAUAUCAGAGCUGCAUUAGCACUUUUAAAACGUUAUGUGGGACAGUUUUGAAAUAAAGAAUCGAUUAUAAGUAACGGCUUCAGUUUCGAUUUGCUUCCACACCUGGCACCUGGCACACGGAGAUUGGUCGAAUCUUCGUAUGACGACGUAUGUAUAAUUCGAACCACAUGGCAUGAUUUCGUUCCGAGUCUGUUCUUUAUCCCUCGUUAUAUUAUAUUAUUUGAAACUGAAAUGGAAGACGAGUAUCAUCGAGGAUAAAAUAUAAAAGGGACAGGACAGAAAGUAUAAAAAAUUCAGCCGCAAAGAAAUAAAUCUGCUGGCGCGUUUCGUUCUUUGUAAUUGGACCGCGAAUCCCUCAUGAAAAUCGCUUUAAGACGACUCCUGAUGACGGGACGCGGACGCCACGAUAACUUCGCCAUCUAGGUACUGUCGGUCUUUCAUGCGAAUCGUGUAUACCGAACAAGCAAUAAUCGUCGCUCGCAUUCGACGCAGUGCAUCAGUCGGGAUUUCGAGAUUCUGCAAACGGAACGCUAAUCACAAGUCGCAGAGAUAGACCGAAAGACUGAAGUCGGGACCGCGUGUUAUACACGAAAACGCUUUUUUUUCCGAAGCGUAACGAAGCAGAGAAGAAGCGGUAAAGGUAGAGUGAGAGGGAGAGCGAGAGAGAGUGUGAGAGAGAGAGAGUGAGAGUGAGAGGGCGAGAGAGAGUGUGCGAGAGAGGGGUGAGAGAGGGCGAGAGAGAGAAGUGAGGAGAGAAGCGGCACAGCGCGGCAUCGCACCGGACGAA
Monomorium pharaonis (pharaoh ant) is the source of this 2643-nucleotide messenger RNA. Its product is annotated as zinc finger and BTB domain-containing protein 24. The record is from RefSeq and is a predicted model, not a curated record. The coding region runs from base 455 to 1306 and encodes 283 amino acids. The transcript is spliced from 3 exons. Lineage: Eukaryota; Metazoa; Arthropoda; Insecta; Hymenoptera; Formicidae.